Rotaria sordida is the source of this 1515-nucleotide messenger RNA. The record is from the annotation of a GenBank genome assembly. Lineage: Eukaryota; Metazoa; Rotifera; Eurotatoria; Philodinida; Philodinidae.
AUGGGUGAAAAAGCAGCGAAAAAUGAGGUGAUCAUUGCUCUAUUGAAUGCGGUACGCGAUGAAGAUGCAAAUGUUCGAAGCAGUGCGUCUAAAGCAUUGCGAAAUAUGGGUGAAAAAGCAGCGACGAAUGAGGUGAUUGCUGCUCUACUGAAUGCGGUGCGUGAUGAAGAUGCAAAUGUUCGAAGCAGUGCGUUUGAAACAUUGGGAGAGAUAGGUGAAAAAGCAGUGACAAAUGGGAUCAUCGUUGCUCUACUGAAUGCGGAGCGCGAUGAAAACGCAAAUGUUCGAUGGAAGGCAUCUGAAGCAUUGGGAAAGAUUUUUGAAAAAGCAGUGACUAAUGAGGUGAUCGUUGCUCUAUUGAAUGCGGUGUGCAAUGAAGAUCCAAAUGUUCGAAGCAGUGCGUCUGAAACAUUGGGAAAGAUGGGUGAAAAAGCAGCGACAAAUGAGGUGAUUGCUGCUCUAGUGAAUGCGAUGAGCGAUGAAGAUGAAUUUGUUCAAUGGUGUGCGUCUCGAGCAUUGGGAAUGAUGGGUGAAAAAGCAGCGACUAAUGAGGUGAUCGUUGCUCUAGUGAAUGCGGUGUGCAAUGAAGAUGCAAAUGUUCGAAGCAGUGCGUUUGAAACAUUGGGAAAGAUGGGUGAAAAAGCAGCGACAAAUGAGGUGGUCGCUGCUCUAGUGAAUGCGGUGUGCUAUGAAGACCCAAUUGUUCGAUCGGAAGCGUGUGAAGCAUUGGGAAAGAUUGGUGAAAAAGCAGCGACAAAUGAGGUGAUCGCUGCUCUAACGAAUGCGGUACGCGAUGAAGAUGAUUAUGUUCGAUCUAAAGCGUUUGAAGCAUUGGGAAAGAUGGGUGAAAAAGCAGCGACAAAUGAAUUGAUUGCUGCUCUAGUAAAUGCAGUACGUGAUGAAGAUGAAUAUGUUCGAUCGAAAGCGUUUAAGGCAUUGGGAAAGAUGGGUGAAAAAGCAGCGACAAAUGAGGUGAUCGCUGCUCUAGUGAAUACGAUGCGGUUUGAAGAUGCAAAUGUUCGAUCGAAAGCGUUUGAGGCAUUAGGAAAGAUGGAUGAAAGAGCAGCGAAAAAUGAGGUGAUCGCUGCUCUACUGAAUGCAAUGAGCGAUGAAGAUGCAAAUGUUCGACGCAAGGCAUCUGGAGCGUUGAAAAGCAUGGGUGAAAAAGCAACGACAAAUGAGGUGAUCGUUGCUCUACUAAAUGUGAUGUGCGAUGAAGAUGCAAAUGAUGGAAGCAGUGCGUUUGAAGCAUUGGGAAAGAUGGGUGGAAAAGCAGCGACAAAUCAGAUGAUCGCUGCUCUAGUGAAUGCGAUGCGCGAUGAAGAUGAAUUUGUUCAAUGGUGUGUGUCUCAAGCAUUGGGAAUGAUGGGUGGAAAAGCAGGGAGAAAUGAGGUGGUCGCUGCUCUAUUGAAUGCAUCUACUGAUAGUCUUGUUUUAGCAGAGUCUCCUCUUAAAAAUGCCAAUUGUGGUCAAAUCUAUCGAUUUUAUGGUUUCUAUCUAGUUAGAUGGAGCUAA